This is a messenger RNA of Echinops telfairi (small Madagascar hedgehog), 2789 nucleotides long. RefSeq names its product DExH-box helicase 58 (gene DHX58). The record is from RefSeq and is a predicted model, not a curated record. Gene Ontology annotation, biological process: innate immune response; response to virus; positive regulation of interferon-beta production. The coding region runs from base 213 to 2249 and encodes 678 amino acids. Gene Ontology annotation, cellular component: cytoplasm. NCBI's taxonomy places the organism in Eukaryota, Metazoa, Chordata, Mammalia, Afrosoricida, Tenrecidae. The transcript is spliced from 11 exons. Gene Ontology annotation, molecular function: single-stranded RNA binding; ATP binding; hydrolase activity.
GCGGGUGAGGCCCGGGCCAGGCAGGGCCGGCUUCGUCCCUGCCUUCUGGGCCAGAACAGAUGACUAGAGGCGGCCGGAGUGCCCUGACCUGCUGCCCUCCUGGCUCAAGGCAAAUAGCCCCUGGGCAGACACAGGUGUUUUCCAGCAGGGCAAGCCGCAGGUUCCAGGGGGCAGUUGAAGGAAGGGCCCCGUGGGGCUGAGCCCUACCCAGAAUGGAGCUGCGAUCCUACCAGUGGGAGGUGAUCAUGCCGGCCCUUCAGGGCAAGAAUAUCAUCAUAUGGCUGCCCACGGGCGCCGGCAAGACCCGGGCGGCUGCUUAUGUGGCCAAGAGACAUCUAGAGACUGUGACCCAAGCCAAGGUGGUUGUACUGGUCAACAGGGUGCACCUGGUGACCCAGCAUCGGGAGGAGUUUAAUGGCAUGCUGGCUGGACGCUGGACAAUCACAACCUUGAGCGGGGAUAUGGGGCCACGGGCCGGCUUCGGCCACCUGGCCCGGAGCAGUGACCUGCUCAUCUGCACAGCCGAGCUGCUGCAGACGGCGCUGACCAGCUCUGAGGAAGAGGAGCACGUUGAGCUCACAGACUUCUCCCUGCUCGUGGUGGAUGAGUGUCACCACACACACAAAGACACUGUUUACAACAACAUCCUGAGCCAGUACCUGAAACUUAAACUCCAGAGGGUGGGGAACCUGCCCCAGGUGCUGGGGCUCACCGCCUCCCCCGGCACUGGUGGGGCUUCCACCUUCAACGGAGCUGUCAACCACAUCCUGCAGCUCUGUGCCAAUCUAGACACGUGGUGCAUCAUGUCGCCCCAGCAACAGCAGCCGCAGCUGCAGGAGCAGAGGCAACACCCCUACAAAGAGUAUGACCUCUGUCAGCGGCGCAGCCAGGACCCGUUUGGGAACUUGCUAAAGAAUAUCAUGGACCAAGUCCACGACCACAUGGAGAUGCCCGAACUGAGCCGAGACUUCGGGACCCAGAAGUACGAGCAGCAGGUGGUGGAGCUGAGCCAGACUGCGGCCGAGAAGGGCUUCCAGCAGCAGCGAGUGUACGCGCUCCACCUGCGGCGCUACAACGACUCGCUGCUCAUCCACGACACGGUCCGCGCCGAGGAUGCCCUGGCCACGCUGCAGGACUUCUACAACCGGGAGUGCUCCACGAAGGUCCAGGUGCUGGAAGCUGAGCGCUGGCUGCUGGCACACUUCAAAGCUCACAGAAAUGAGCUGGUUCACUUGGCAAGACAGGGCCCAGAGAACCCCAAACUGAAGGUGCUGGAGCGGAUCCUGCUGAAGCAGUUUGUGAACCCCCUCAACUCUCGGGGCAUCAUCUUCACCCGCACCCGGCAGAGCGCCCACUCCCUCCUGCUCUGGCUCCAGCAGCAGCCGGGCCUGCAGACCCUGGACAUCAGGGCUCAGAUGCUCAUUGGGGCAGGGACCAGCAGCCAGCGCCCCCACAUGACCCAGAGGGACCAGGAAGAGGUGAUCCGGAAGUUUCGCGUCGGCACCCUGAACCUCCUGGUGGCCACAAGCGUGGCAGAGGAGGGGCUGGACAUCCCACAAUGCAAUGCGGUGGUCCGCUACGGGCUCCUGACCAAUGAGAUCUCCAUGGUUCAGUCAAGAGGCCGUGCCCGGGCUGACCGGAGUGUGUACUCGUUUGUGGCAGCCGAAGGCAGCCGGGAGCUGCGCAGGGAGCUGGUCAACGAGAAACAGGAGGCCCUGAUGAAGCAGGCUGUGGCCGCAGUGCAGAAGAUGGACCAGGCUGAGUACCAGGCCAAGAUUCAGGACCUGCAGCAGUCAGCCCUGUUCAAGCGGGCGGCCAGGGCAGAGCUGCAGGCACGCCAGCGGCAGCAGUUCCUGGCUGAGCAAGUGCGACUUUACUGCAUCAAUUGCUUGGUGGCUGUGGGCCAUGGGAGUGACCUGCGGAAGGUGGAGGGCUCCCACCAUGUCAAUGUGAACCCCAAUUUCUCGAUCUACUUCAACGCUUCCUCAGAACCUGUGGAGAUCCACAGAGCCUUCAAGGACUGGCGGCCCGAGGGUACCAUCAGCUGCAGGAACUGUGGGGAGGCCUGGGGUCUGCAGAUAACCUACAAGUCCGUGAAGCUUCCCGUGCUCCGCGUCCAAAGCAUGCUGCUGGAGACCCCAGGGGGGCGGCUUCAUGCCAAGAAGUGGUCGAGAGUGCCUUUCCCUGUCCUUGACUUCGACUACGCCCAGCACUGUGCCAACGCACUGGCCGACCUGUCUCUGAACUGACUGACCACCAGCUCGCUGCAGUGCCUGCCUCGGGCUGCAGGGGGCACCAGAGUUGCAGCAGUUGCCACUUUUGCUCAGGCCAAAGGCCCCCAGGGCACUCCUGCCUGAAUCUUUGCCCAGCUACAGACAAAACCUGAGGAGUGAGUUGGCCAGCCGGGGGAGCGACCCUCCCUGAGCCCCGCUCCACAGCAAGCCACACAGACCCUUCCUGAUGCGCUGGCUGGGGUGGGUCCUUGAGGGCAGGGAUCACCCCACAGUUUCUCUGGGCCCCUGGUCAGCCCUUUUCUGCCAUGUCACUUCCAUUGAUUGGCAUUCCUCAAACUCUUACGGGGAGGGGGCACGGGAUAGGUUACACGCUGUGGAGAGAGUCAACAUCAAAAAGAGGAGCCUUUCAAGCGUGCAGUUUAUAUGGAUGGGAGGGAGAGGGUGUGCGCGCACCAUCCCCCCCCAGGACCGUCUCCUUGUGCCCUGCCCCUCCCUCCCGCCCCGCCCCAUACACUCAUCUGCUUUGGGGUUGAUUUUCAAUAUUAAAGUGGUAAC